CGCGGCACCGCGAUCUUCCCAGCCCGGAGAGAGCCCAGCUCGGGCGGCGCGCACCGGGCAUUGCUGUGCGCGCGCCCGCCGCCCCUGCAGCCCCUCGGCCCGCUCCGCCCUCUGGGUCGUGGCGCCCGUCCCUCCCCUGCUCUCCCGUCGCCGCCCGGACAGCGGCUCGGGAGCUGGGCCGGGGCAGGGGCGGGAGCCGCGGGACGAGCGCCUGAGGUGCCGUGAAGACGCCAUGGAGCUGAGCAGCAAGAAGAAGCUUCAUGCCCUGUCUCUGGCUGAAAAGAUCCAGGUGCUGGAACUCCUGGAUGAGUCCAAGAUGUCCCAGUCAGAGGUGGCCCGGCGCUUCCAGGUCUCCCAGCCCCAAAUCUCACGCAUCUGCAAGAAUAAGGAGAAGCUGCUGGCGGACUGGUGCAGCGGCACAGCCAACCGCGAGCGGAAGCGCAAGCGGGAGUCCAAGUACAGCGGGAUUGACGAGGCUCUGCUCUGUUGGUACCACAUUGCCCGGACCAAGGCCUGGGAUGUGACGGGGCCCAUGCUGCUCCACAAAGCCAAGGAGCUGGCGAACAUCAUGGGCCAGGAUUUUGUGCCCAGCAUCGGCUGGCUGGUCCGCUGGAAACGCCGAAACAAUGUAGGCUUUGUGUCCCGCCAUGUACUUGCAACUCCGUUCCCCCCUGAGCCACCUUCCUCAGGCCCCAUAGCCCAGGCCCAGCUGCCUCUUUCCCUUAAAGACUUCUCCCCAGAGGACCUUUUUGGCUGUGUGGAGGUGCCCUUGUUCUAUCGGGCAGUGCCCGGCAGAGUGGGUAUAUGUGAUCAAGUACAGGUGCUGCUCUGUGCCAACAGCAGAGGCACAGAGAAGCGGCGGGUAUUGGUCAGUGGGCUCCAGGCUGCAUCAAGGUGCUUCUUUGGGGUCAGCAGUGAGGCUCUGCCCGCCUCCUACCACCCUGACCUGGGCAUCCCCUGGUCAGAGUGGUUGGCACAGUUUGAUCGGGACAUGGGGCAGCAAGGCCGACAGGUAGCCUUGCUGCUGGCUGCCCAAGUGGCAGAAGAGUUGGCAGGCCUGCCUGGGCUCUGCCAUGUGAGGCUCUUGCCUCUGUCUGCUGCUGGCAUCAUGCCUUCCCUGCCCAGCUCCGUGGUCCGGUCCUUUAAGGCCCAUUACCGGCACCGUCUGUUGGGCAAGCUGGCUGCCAUCCAGAGCAAGAGGGCUGGCACCUCACUGGCUGAGGCUGGGGCAGGUGUCACAGGGCUGGAUGCUUUGCACAUGGCGGCAGCAGCCUGGGCCAAGGUGCCUCCCCAGCUCAUUGUCAGUAGCUUCAUUCAGGAAGGGCUGGCUCCCUGGAAAAUGCCUCUGUCCCCAGACAAAGCCCCUGAGAUGCCGCCAGCCCCUGGCGGGCUGAGCCACGAGGAGUUUUCCCGCUUUGUGGAUCUGGAGGGUGAGGGGCCUGUGUCUGGAGCAUGCAAAGAGGAGACGGGCACGGAAGAUGAGGAGGGGGCUGGGGAGGAUGGCUUCGAGCCUCUGCCCACCAAAGCCGAUGCCCUCCGGGCCCUGGGCACACUGAGGAGAUGGUUUGAGUGCAAUAGCACCUCUCCUGAACUAUUUGAAAAAUUCUAUGCCUGUGAGGAGGAGGUGGAGCGGCUCUGUUGCCUGUGAAGGCCCCCUCCUCUCCUGUUUCCCAUGGAAACACCCUCUCUCAGAAGGCAGGUGACUGGCUGGUGUCUUUCCUAUGGAAAUGGAGCUUUUGUGAAAAGUGUAGAAGGGAGACAAGUUGGGAGACCAAGUCUGAGCUCUGAGCGAAGGUGAUCCAUCCAUCCCUGAGAAGAGGGGUCCAGAGAUAGGGGCUGCAGGAGUGAAGCCAGGUGGUGGAGCUUCUGAACCUCAAGGGAGGCUGGGACUUGGGAAAGUGGGAUUUGGGGUUUAUAGACAGGCUGAUCCCUGACCUGUGGGUUAAAGAGUUCUGCUUCUAGAAAUAAAGCUUUUAAUCAGA
This is a messenger RNA of Manis javanica (Malayan pangolin), 1982 nucleotides long. RefSeq names its product tigger transposable element derived 3 (gene TIGD3). Gene Ontology annotation, cellular component: nucleus. The record is from RefSeq and is a predicted model, not a curated record. Gene Ontology annotation, molecular function: DNA binding. NCBI's taxonomy places the organism in Eukaryota, Metazoa, Chordata, Mammalia, Pholidota, Manidae.